Messenger RNA from Corticium candelabrum, 2719 nucleotides. RefSeq lists its product as uncharacterized. NCBI's taxonomy places the organism in Eukaryota, Metazoa, Porifera, Homoscleromorpha, Homosclerophorida, Plakinidae. Bases 1 to 2505 code for a protein of 834 amino acids. The record is from RefSeq and is a predicted model, not a curated record. The transcript has a single exon.
AUGACAAUAUUGAUUUCGGGAAGCGGUAAAAUCAAUGAGACGUUUAUUCAAAACAUCGAGCAUGCUCUACAAGGUUUCAAGAGUCCAAACUUUUGCAAAGCAAAAGUUACUCUUUUCCUCGAUGUUCAAUCUAUGGACGAUCAUGAAUUAGAUUCCAUAGUCAAAGCUGCUGUUACUGCAGUCUUGGAUUAUGAAUUUGGUAUUUACGGAAAGGCUAGGGUCGAUACAGUGGAAGAGUGGCAAAGGGUCAUUGAGAGUAGUCGUAUUCGUCUUGAAAAUACUCUGGAACGCAUCGGUGUUGAUCAAGAAGUGACUGUAUUUCGGGCUAAGGAUUUUGAAUGGACCAACAAUAUGUACGCAGCCAUGAACCAGUUGAAAGUAAAAAAGGAUUUCUCUUACGUCACAGCUCAACCGCUCUGGCCAUUUACGUUAAAGUUUAGUACAGCCCUUUGCUACGAAAAAUACAACGACGUUUCUCUAGAGUCUUACGGCAUACCUAAAUUGUGUCCUGGAAGAUUUGAUGACAUGUGGGUGAUUCCCAAUAACAUGAUAUUUACCAACAACAGCACAGACAUAUUUAACUGCACUUGGUUAGGAGAUUGCUUGCAGUUGGCACUGUCCAACAAUCAAACCUUAGCGGACUUGAUUUCAAUCAACUUUCGUUUUCGAAACGCUAGCACAUCAAGACUGUACCAUUAUUGGCAAAGUAAAGAACCAUUUGUUCUCAACUUAGAGGAAGGCUUUUUUCAGAAAGUGUCGGGACCAACCGUACUCUAUGAAGCGAUGAACGCCACAUUUUGGUCGUCUCUGUUAGCAGAUGAACGCGACAUAGAGGACGGUUUCUUUAUUGGCGUUUCACAGCUUGUAGAAUGGAUGACUGAAGACCAAAUAAAUUACAAAGAUCUUUCCGCUGGAUUCUACGAGGGCCAGAACUUUGACUGCAAAACUGGUUAUUCAUCGUGUGAAAUAGCAGCUAUCAUCUUGCCUUGUUGUGUCUUUUUAUUCGAUGCUCUUGGUUUUCUAUUGAGGCUUGCUGCGUUGUUAUGCAAAAUGAUCUUUCCCGUCAUUCACAAGUCACGUAUAGUAAUAUGGAUGCCCAGUUUAGGGUAUUAUUUGACCGGCUUGAAGGCUGAGAAUGCUAUUGGUCAAAAGAUUUACGAUCGACUACAAAGUAAUUGCAAUAAUGUCAAAAAAACAAAGAACAAUCAAAAACAAAAUCAAUGCUGCAAUACAAGCCUAUUCCUUUGGAUAGUUUUCUCAAUUGUAUCGAGACUUAUGUUUCUGAGUUUAUUGUUGUAUGGUCCUCUAGCACUGUGGAGAAGAUUUGCUAUCAAAAGCACCCACAGGGUUAACACUGAUCAAGGUUCUGCGUUUAUCAAAGUUCUAGUGGGGUACACAAUUACAGUCAGCCUUUACUUUAUAGUCUCCUGGUAUGUCGGUGUACGCAGUGGUCAAGGUUUAACGGCUAUGAAGAGAGUCAUCCAAAAUGCUAAACUCGGAAACAAAGAAAAAAUGUUGCAAUAUUCUACACCAUGGAGCAGCAUUGGGGCUACGGUUGCAAUAAUGACAACUCAUGUUGUUCACACUGUGAUUAUGAUUGAUACUGUUACCAAAUUUGAGAGAAGCAUCGGAUGGUAUUCCGGAUUUAACUGUUAUACGGCGUUUAUGUACGCGUCCUUUUAUGCUUUCUACUAUCUUAUGUCGUACAUGUCAUUGCUUCAUGCAUACAAUUAUGAUCAGUGGGCUAAUUCAUAUUUCAUGCUUCUCAAUAAUGACAGAACAAGACCUAAUGAACAGGCACAUGAAGAUGAUAAUAUGGCUCACGUAAACGAAAUAGAUGCAAACGUUGCAAUCGGAGACAAAGCUACUUUAACAAACAACAUGCCUGACGUGAAAGGUAACAUUCCACAAGAAUCCAAUGGUAACGAAACAACAAACAAUCUGGAAUUGCUAACCAGACCUAUUGAAGAAGCACAUGAAGAUGGGAAUAUGGCUCACGUAAACGAAAUAGAUGUAAACGUUGUAAGCGAAGACAAAACUACUUUAACAAACAACACGCCUGACGCGCAAGGUAACAUUCCACAAGAAGCCAAUGGUAACGAAACAACAAACAAUCUGGAAUCGCUAAUUGGCGAGUACAACAAAUAUUAUUCAGGAUACUUCUCUUUGUUGAUACUCGUUGUAGUGCAAGUACCGGCUGGCUAUUUUCCUAUGCUCUACUUCGCCAAAUAUUUAAAUACAACUAUUCCUUUUCUGGAUUCUGUUGGCAUUGCGAGGCGGCUUUCUUUGCUUAUUACUAUCAUCGCAAUUUCAGCAAUGCCAUUUGGCACAACGUGGUACACAUAUAAACAAAUAAGAGAUGGAUUUAAACAGUUCAAGAGAGAUCCCAGUAAUGCUGACAGGUACAAGGAUUGCUUUACCAGUCCAAUGCCUUUUCUGGGCAAGAGUCAGUUUCUACUGAAUCAAAUUCCGAAUGCAAUUAUAAUCAUCAUCACUUUACUUUAAUAUGCAGUAACUGCAAGAACCUGUUUGCGGCUUUAAAUAAGUUGUAUCCGUAGUAUAUUUGUAGAUGAGUUUAAGCAGCAUGCAUGCCUGUUUUGCUUUCGACACUUUUGCAUUACCUGAUCGUGUUCGUUUAGAUAGUUUGCUAAUUAUUAAAACCAAUUAGCAUUUGACUGUGUUCACACAGUUUUGUUAAUUGUUAAUAUAAAUUGCCAUA